AGGCGUUUGUUGUUUGUCAGGGCUAUGCUCCACCAGAAGGCUACCAACCCAAUAUGUCCAAUCCACUUCUGGAUCAUCGUUAUGAUGUAGAUUUUAACAAUCUGGAGGGUCCUAACAGGGUCAUAGUUCCUUUCUUGGCUUGUGGAGACCUCAGUGGAUUUGACUCGGACAGAACCUACCCACUCCAGCUGGAGGAAGGAAAGGGUUAUGUCUAUCAUCCCCCUACACAGUCUCCCAUCAGUCCUCCAUACAAAGAGGCAUGCCAUCUUAGAAAGACUGACCAACUUGCCAAGCAGGAAGUGCAGACAACUUGUCCUGCUGCCAAGGCAACUGUAAAUAACCAAGACAUCGCCAUGGAAGGAGCUUGUGGUGGUGAAGAACAUUCUCACAAAAGUGAUAAUAAUAGAACUGAUGAUAACAUUUCGUGUGAGGAGAAAAUACCCCAGGACUUAUCUGUUCAAUCACAGCUAAAUGAUAUGACUUUAGAUAAUUAAUUGAUGUUAUGUUUAUCAUUAAUAAAAA
Molecule: messenger RNA, 522 nt
Organism: Ylistrum balloti
Lineage: Eukaryota; Metazoa; Mollusca; Bivalvia; Pectinida; Pectinidae
Product: putative tRNA (cytidine(32)/guanosine(34)-2'-O)-methyltransferase
Exons: 3
Source: RefSeq, a predicted model, not a curated record